Messenger RNA from Peronospora matthiolae, 258 nucleotides. The record is from the annotation of a GenBank genome assembly. Lineage: Eukaryota; Oomycota; Peronosporomycetes; Peronosporales; Peronosporaceae.
AUGGAGUGCGAAGGCUACCAUCUCUCAUCGAAGCAGUUGUACGCGUUGAUGAUGCGUUGUCACUCGGACGGCGAGAUUUCGGAGUUUGUGCGGACGUAUGUGAUGUUAGCCCAGGGCGUGCCGCCCCAGACUCCGCGCUUUGAGGUGGAAAUGUAUGAAGAUUUGAUAUCGGUGCUGACGCAAUUCAGUCGCAAAAACGAAGUCCCGAAAGUGCAGGAGCUGGCUAGAUCAGUGGGGUGCACUGAUUUGAUUGCUUGA